UCGACGGAACAGAGAGUGGGAGAGAUGGAGGAGAGGCUUUACGAUGAACUAAUGCAAGAAAUAUUCCAGAGGCUUCCCUCAGCUUCAUGUUGUUCUGUGCCCCUUGUGUGCAAGAGGUGGCUCCAUCUCUACCGUUCUUCCAGAACAUCCCUCACCCUUCGCCUCUCCCAUCGCUCAUGCCUCCUCCCUUCUCUCUCCUCUUUCCUCUCCCACCACACUUCUCUCUCUUCCCUCUCUCUCUCCCUCUCUCCCCCCUUCUCUCCCCCCCUCUCCCUUCUCCUCUCGGUCAUCUCUUCCUCUUCUCCCAACCUUCUCGCUCUCAGCUUCAUGGCCGGCCCCGUUUCUCUCUCCUCCCUCCUUUCUCUCUCCAACUCAUGCCCCCGCCUGACAUCCCUCUCUAUCGCCCUCUCCAGGCCCAUAUUCCUCAAAUGGCUCUUGUCCUUCCCUUGCUUGAAAGACUUGUCUAUAUCCUUGUGUUCUUAUCAUGAUGGCGGUGGUUGUCUUCGCGAGGUGAAUAUGGAACAUGGGGUGCUGGAAAGUGAAUUUUUUGAUGCGGAAUUGGGGCUGGAGAGUCUUUGUUUGGUGGGUAUUACUGGAGAUGAUAGGGGGUUUGGUUGGUUAUGGAGGAGCUGUACGAAGCUCAAGAGGUUGAAGCUUCAGGGCUGUCAAGGUAUUGGAGGCUCUUACUCCUCUUUUGUGAGGUGCUUGCAGGGUCUUCAAGAGGUGGAACUCAGAACAUGUAGGAGUGUGGUUGAUGGGGUUCUCUUGAAACUCGUGGAGCAUUGCGAUUCUUUGAAUUCGCUUUUGGUUCAUGAUGGUGGUAGCAGAGAGGGGUUGCUACAGUUCUUUUCUCAAUGCAGGUCUAAGAUACUUAAACUUGAUCUUCGUUUACCUUUGGACCUUAAUAAUGACCAUCUUUCAGCUGUCGCCGGAAAUUUCAGAGGCCUUUCGAGUCUUAGGCUUCAGAGUUGUUGUUUUGUCAAUGGUGAGGGCCUUAAGGCUCUUGGGAUGGCAAUGAGUAAUGGGCUUGAAGAAUUGGCUCUGAUUAAUUGCGAUGUGGUUGAAAGAGAACCUGGGCUGCUUGCCACUUUGGGGCAGCAUUUGAGGCAAUUGAGGAAACUAGACUUGUCACAUAAUGAAAUGUUGCUUGACAAGGAGUUCAUUUCCAUGUUAGUUUCGUGCAUUCAUUUGAUUGAUUUGAGGGUGAGAGGGUGUAAAGGACUCACCAGUGUUGCUAUGGUUUCCAUGCUUAGGAGCUGCAAGCGCCUUGAAAAUGUAGAUAUUAUGCACUGUUUUGGGAUUGAAUCUGAUGCUAUUGAGCUGUUUGUUAAGAAUUCUUCUCGUUUGAGGAGGAUAGAGGUUGAGGGAAGCAAGGUUUCUGAUGCUGCAAAAACAUGGGCAUCAAGUAAAUUUAUUGAAGUUGUUUGAUUGGCUUGGUGGAAGGUUGAAAGAAGCAAGUGUAUAUUUCUUAAGUUUAAAAUAAACAGGUAUACUUCACACUUCACUCUGCUGAUCACUGUAUUUAUUGUUACGUUCACGUGUCUGUAAUUUAUGUUUGGAAAAUAUGAAGAAUAUUUUCUUCUCUCUUACUCUUUCGAUUUCAUUUUGUGGGAUCAAUCAAAUAAUGUAACGUUUAUAUUUAUCUACAAAAGGGUGGAUGCUGAAAGAACCACCGUUCACGGUUCACACUCCUGAUUACUCUAUUUAUUUUAUUACAUUCACGUUUCUAUAAAGCGCCAUUUAUAUUUAUAAUGUGAUUACACACUUUUCUUCUUUAGCGGCCACAAAACUAGUUUCUAUUGGUUCUCCUUCACAAAUGCUAUCAUCUUUGGUUUGUAUACCUAGUUCUUUUUUUUCUCCCUCUUAUUCUUCAUCUUGUUUCAUUUCAAUGUGUUGAUCUUUCUUACCACUUCUUUCUUCUUCUUCUUCUUCUUC
Molecule: messenger RNA, 1935 nt
Organism: Abrus precatorius (Indian licorice)
Lineage: Eukaryota; Viridiplantae; Streptophyta; Magnoliopsida; Fabales; Fabaceae
Product: F-box/LRR-repeat protein 3
Biological process (GO): SCF-dependent proteasomal ubiquitin-dependent protein catabolic process
Cellular component (GO): SCF ubiquitin ligase complex
Molecular function (GO): protein binding
Source: RefSeq, a predicted model, not a curated record